AUUAAAGACAGAGAAGAAGACGACACGUAGCCUCAAUAAUGGCGGAGAGUACAGUUUCGAAUGAAGGCUCGUCUUUUAUGGAUCCUCUUAAAGGGCUUUUGUUGACAUAUUUUAUGCCCGAAUCAUGUUACGACGAGUUCUUUCUCAAUUUGAACUUCUUGGACGUACCAUGUCUGAAGAUUGUACUGAGCAAAGGCCUGGGGAUCGGCAUCAUCCUGGGAUCAGUAAUGGUCAAGCUGCCUCAGAUCUUAAAGCUAAUGGGAGCAAAGAGUGCUGAGGGGCUGAGCUUCAAGUCUGUGCUGCUGGAGCUGCUGGCCAUCACUGGAACAAUGGCCUACAGUAUCGCCAACAAGUUCCCUUUCAGUGCCUGGGGCGAGGCUCUGUUCCUCAUGAUGCAAACGGUCACCAUAGGCUUCCUCAUUCAGCACUAUGGAGGAAGAAGCAGCAGAGGUCUCCUGUUUCUGGUCGUGUAUUUUGGCCUGCUGGUCCUCGUACUGUCUCCAGUCACUCCCAUAUCAGUGGUUACCUCCAUGCAGGCCUCUAACGUGCCAGCCAUCAUCAUCAGCAGGCUAAUCCAGGCAUGGUCUAACUUUUGUAAUGGGCAUACUGGCCAGCUGUCUGCGGUUUCUGUCUUCCUGCUGUUCGCUGGAUCCCUCGCCCGCAUCUUCACCUCACUACAGGAAACCGGAGACUCACUGAUGGCCCUCACCUACGUCAUAUCAUCAACUUGUAACGGCAUCAUCGCUCUGCAGGUCCUCUACUACUGGAACAGCUCCCCAGAACGCAAAAAGAAGAAGAAAAAGAAGAGAGAGUAGGCAAAGGACAGAUGCUAAGAAGAGUGUUGCUCUAAGAUUAAAGUUUAGCACCAGACACUCUCAAAGAGGUGUCUUCAAAACGUUAAAGAACUAAUUGAAAUGCAUGAACAGAGCCACUGGGGAGUGUGGCACAUGGAAUCUGCUGGACAAACAAUAGGCUUGGAAGUUGGGAUGUGAAUGCAACAUGCCCAGCAGAUCACGUAGGCCCACUGGCUUUAUGAUUGACAGUUAGCUGGUUUUAUUGGUGAUGUUUAGCUCUGAGCAGGACUGCUGGGUACAGACUCCCGCUGUGCAAAACACCGUUAUUACAUUCCUCUUGUUCCAGUUUUCCUAAUUAUAAUCAGGCUAUGUUCACACUGGUGUGUUUAAAAUAUUUGGAAAUGGUUUGUGCACUGACAUGUUGACAUUUGACAUUUGACAUUGACAGUUUUCACAUUGAGGGACCCUGAUUACUAUCCUUAUCAUCACUUUUUUCAUCAUUUUUUUGGGGGGGGGGGGGGAUUGAUUUGAAACAGUUUUGACAUUGGAUGCAUGUAAAGAAUGAUUAGUUGUUUUAUAAUUUCACAUAAACAUAAUUCCACACUAGCUCCUACAUUUGUACGGUCUAUUCUAUGGUCUGUUAGGUGACAUUAUGGGCUGACAUCAUUGAAAAUGUGUGCAAUAUGAUGCAAAUUACCACUUACUUGUGACACCUAUGAAAGCUUCUGAAUUUGAUAUUUCCUUACUCCUUGAUCUUCACUUGAACCGGAGGUUGUUCUGGUCCGCCACCUUGUAGGCCAUUCCAAAGGCGCCAUCCGAUUUUUGGCAACUCAGCCUCUAAUGGGCUAGUACUCUUAGCCUUCAUUGGUUCCGUUGGUUAUCCCAAAGCUCUUAUUGGUGCUCCAAGUAGUGAGGAGUGAUCUGAGGAGCCAUGAGUGAGGAUACCUGAGAGCAGCCUUCACAGAAGUCUUUUACUGAUUGAUUGGACGCUGCAGCUGAUCGUACUGAGCUGAUACAUCACAACAAGUUUCAUUCCAGAGUGAAGACAGAUUAAACUUGUGUGUCACUCCUGAGUUUUAUAUUUGAUUUGUUUUCUGAUUCACCAUCUAGAUAUGAAUCUGUGUUCAUUGUAGGUCGGAACAACAAAGGACCACAAACAGAUUUCUUCAUUUAUUAAAAAGAUUUUUCUUUUCA
This is a messenger RNA of Micropterus salmoides (largemouth bass), 1988 nucleotides long. It is a transcript of the gene mpdu1b, whose product is annotated as mannose-P-dolichol utilization defect 1b. The record is from RefSeq and is a predicted model, not a curated record. The coding region runs from base 39 to 815 and encodes 258 amino acids. Gene Ontology annotation, biological process: oligosaccharide biosynthetic process. The transcript is spliced from 7 exons. Lineage: Eukaryota; Metazoa; Chordata; Actinopteri; Centrarchiformes; Centrarchidae.